UCCUACCUCAGCGUCUGCGCCCUGCGCCUGCACAGCUGGGCCGCCCGCCCGCGCCUGCACAAGGCACACGACGGCGAGUGCAAGCUGGCUCCUGUGAUCAUUGUGCCACCAAAAAAGAUCCAUAAUGUAACUGGUGCCCAAGUGUACCUGUCCUGCGAAGUGAAGGCAGUCCCCACACCUAUCAUCACAUGGAGAAAGGUCACCGAGUCACCAAAGGGAGUUAAGCUCCUGGAAGAACUGCCUGGAGACAGAGUAAACAUGGCAGUCCAAGUUCGUGGUGGGCCUUCUAAACAUGAGAGCACAGGGUGGGUCCUGAUUAAUCCACUGACAAAGGAAGAUGAGGGGGUUUACCAGUGUCAUGCUAACAAUAUGGUUGGAGAAGCGCACGCUGAUGGGAACAUCAAAGUCACAGAGCAAAGUAAAAGCAAGAAGACUGACUUCCUAGCAUCUGAUAGUGUUUUCUAAUGAGGAAGAAGUGAUUCAACCUUCACUCGAGGGGAACUAGGAACACUGAGCAGAAGCAAAAAAACUUGUCGAUGAGUGGCUUGCUUUGCUUUCUUACACUUUGAGAAUUAGGAUACCCUAAAUUAAUAUGGUUGUUACAUGCUAAACAUUGGUUUUGUACAUUUUCCUAUUUAGAUAAAUAUUAGAUUCAUAAUGAAAAUAUGUAGUUUGUAACUGGGAGAAAAUAAUGAGCAAUAAAAAGCAAGAAGUUUUUUUUACCAUUUUAAAUGAUAUUCUGUCUCUGGGAUU
Messenger RNA from Alligator sinensis (Chinese alligator), 753 nucleotides. RefSeq names its product insulin like growth factor binding protein like 1 (gene IGFBPL1). Gene Ontology annotation, biological process: regulation of cell growth; regulation of signal transduction. Gene Ontology annotation, cellular component: extracellular region. The annotation marks the transcript as partial. The transcript is spliced from 5 exons. Gene Ontology annotation, molecular function: insulin-like growth factor binding. The record is from RefSeq and is a predicted model, not a curated record. NCBI's taxonomy places the organism in Eukaryota, Metazoa, Chordata, Crocodylia, Alligatoridae.